Molecule: messenger RNA, 1620 nt
Organism: Cuscuta epithymum
Lineage: Eukaryota; Viridiplantae; Streptophyta; Magnoliopsida; Solanales; Convolvulaceae
Source: the annotation of a GenBank genome assembly
CUGUCUUACAAUACCUCACCGUCUUUCAUCGCUCCCCCUCUCCCCUUCACAAAGCAAAUGAGUCUCAGGUCAUGGCUUCCUUUCACACAAACAUAUGGAUCGAUAACGAUGUGUCAAAUCUAUGGCUUCUCAUUUCUCUCCUUUCUGACAGAGCAAAUCGAUUCUCCAUUCAUGGAGCUAUUACCGUCUUUGGGGAUCGAUAAAGAUGAGGGCAAAUCUACGGCUUCUCAUUUCUCUUCCUUCUCACAGGGCAAAUCGAUUCUCCAUUCUCCAUUUGCAGAUCCUGUUUUCUUCCCUAUAAAGAUUUUACCUCUGGCUCUGCCGUUUCAUCUUUCCUGCUCACCGAUUCAUUCCAUAUCAUGGAUGAAAAUAGAUUUCAACGCAAAAGGCAAAUACAUAGUUCUUCCUUUUGAUUAGGUGCGUGCUUUCAUCAUAAAAUAAAAGGUGUUUGCUCUAAUUCCCUCCAAAUUGUUCCUUUGCUAAAGAGGGGGAUGCGAAAUUGCUGAAGCAGGGGGCAAAAUUGUUGUAGCAGGUGCGUGCUUUCAUCAUAAAAUAGAAGGUGUUUGCUCUAAUUCCCUCCAAAUUGUUCCUUUGUUGAAGAGGGGAUGCGAAAUUGCUGAAGCGGGGGGCGAAACUGCUGUAGUAGAUCCUGUUUUCUCCCCUAUAAAGAUUUUACCUCUGGCUCUGCCGUUUCAUCUUUCCUGCUCACCGAUUCAUUCCAUAUCAUGGAUGAAAAUAGAUUUCAACGCAAAAGGCAAAUACAUAGUUCUUCCUUUUGAUUAGGUGCGUGCUUUCAUCAUAAAAUAAAAGGUGUUUGGUCUAAUUCCCUCCAAAUUGUUCCUUUGCUAAAGAGGGGAAUGCGAAAUUGCUGAAGCAGGGGGGCAAAAUUGUUGUAGCAGGUGCGUGCUUUCAUCAUAAAAUAGAAGGUGUUUGCUCUAAUUCCCUCCAAAUUGUUCCUUUGUUGAAGAGGGGAUGCGAAAUUGCUGAAGCGGGGGGCGAAACUGCUGUAGUAGGUGACCGGCAAGGAGGGGUAAGGAGUUUAUAUUUAAGAUAGAUCGUGAAGCUCCACCAUCUGUUCAUGGCAAAGUGUAUUACUUAGGGGGGUCAUCAGAUAAUAUGGACAAAAUAAAUGAGAUCAAAUCAUCUUUUGAUGAAAACUCGGAGUCAGAGGAAGAGGGGUACAAUUCUGAUUACGAUCUGGAUUUGCUGGAUGAUGAUGCUCCAACUCCAGUUGAAUCAAAUUUGACACAUAUCUCCAAGGAUUUUGAGAGGUCGUGAGUACUCCACAAUCAUUGUCUAAGCGACCUUCUGAAGAUGAUAUUGAUUGUGAACUUGAUGUUGGUGCAUCUACUCCACUUACUCGAGGUUCAGCUACUAAGAAGCUCAAAUCGGUCAAGAUAGAGAAGCCAUAAAUUAUUAUCCACUUUUAAAUUUUUAUUUCACUUUAGGGGUUUGUUAUUCGUUUUAAGUUUAGCUACUAAGAAGCUCAACUCCAUUGUUCUGAAUUGUUAUGCGUUUCGAGUAUUUUGUUUUUCAAGUAUGACUAUUUCAUCAGAUUGUUAUUUCAACAUUGUUGUUGCUAUUAACAUUAAUUAGGAUUUACUUUAAAACUAUGCUGCU